AUGGCUGAGCCGAUAUUGAUACACGACGCCGCCCGGUUCCGCAUUAGAUCGUGCCGUAUGCCUGCCGUUGAAAUUGAUUACGCCGAUACGUCGCCUCGCAGAUCACGCGCAACGCAUUUACGCGUUGCGGACGCCCCAUCUAGCGGGGAGAUGGCGCACAACUUCGCGGACUCGCACUUGGGCAUGAGCGCCGCGAUAAACAUGACCGCCGGCCACGACGCGGUUUUGGCGGGAGACAUGCACCAAGAGCAAAACUCCGUGUCG
Molecule: messenger RNA, 264 nt
Organism: Iphiclides podalirius (scarce swallowtail)
Lineage: Eukaryota; Metazoa; Arthropoda; Insecta; Lepidoptera; Papilionidae
Source: the annotation of a GenBank genome assembly